CCACCUAGCUCAAUAUUCUGCACCUCUCAUGAAACAUUAUAAAGAUUCAUUCUGAAGUUUUGUGUAUAGAAUAAUAGGAAUUACUUAAAUAUAUCAUCUGAUUUUAUACUAUUACAUUAAGUGGAAUGGAGCGAAGUAUUCAUGAAAUGUUAAAAGAUGCCCCAUCUUUAAAUGAUAGUGAUAGUGCAGUCCACAGUGGGACUCCUCCACCUCAUGUACCAAACAAUUGUAGUAAUGAUAGUCAACCAAGACCAGCUACAAUAAAUUUAACUUUGGGUAGUCCUACUUCACAAGUGUCUGUAACAGUAUCACCAAACACGCCUAUCCAAAAUGGUGAUACACAAACAAUGCGUACUGCUCAAAGUAAAAUUGAAAGCAUUAAAAAUUGGAGUAUUUCUACUUACAAGUGUACAAGACAAUUAAUGUAUGAAAAACUUGGAAAAACAUCUCGUACAGUGGAUUCAGAGCUUGAAACACAAAUUGAAUUAUUAAGAGAUACUCAGAAAAAAUAUUGUAAUGUUUUACGAUUAUCAAGAGCAUUAGCUUCUCACUUUCAUCAUGUUGUUCAAACACAACAUGCUUUAGGAGAAGCAUUUUCUGAAUUAGCACAGAAAUCUCCAGAAUUACAAGAAGAGUUUCUAUACAAUUCAGAAACACAAAGAAACUUGACUAAAAAUGGUGAAACAUUACUAGGGGCCUUAAAUUUUUUUGUUUCAUCCGUAAAUACACUUUGUAAUAAAACUAUUGAAGACACAUUACUUACAGUACGACAGUAUGAAACAGCAAGAAUAGAAUAUGAUGCCUAUAGAACAGAUCUUGAAGCAUUAGCACAAGCAACAAAAUCUGAUGGUAGCAAUGCAGCAAGAUUAGAAGAGGCACAAGCUAAUUAUGAAGAACAUAAACAAAAUUUUGAAAAAUUAAGAUCAGAUGUUUCAAUUAAACUCAAAUUCUUAGAUGAAAAUAGGAUCAAGGUAAUGCAUAAACAGUUAUUACUGUUUCAUAAUGCUGUCUCUGCAUACUUUUCUGGUAAUCAAACAGCACUAGAAGCUACAUUGAAACAAUUUAACAUAAAGAUUAAAUCACCAAAUUCAUCUUUACCAUCGUGGCUGGAGCAGUAGUUACUCUAAAAGAAAUAAAUGCAUGUUUUCAAAGGUAUGAAUAAAAGGCACAUUCGUCCAAACGAAUUUCUUUCUAAACAAUGGAGGAAAUGACAAGGUAGAAUAACUUCAGAAGUUCUCAGAAAUGUUACAAAACACUGCUGUUAAAUAAUUUAUCAUUUCAAAUGAUUUUUGGAGCAGAAGUGGAUAAAUAAUGUAAAAUCAGACUGAAUUUUUUCUCUUUAACAUUAGCCAAUAUCUGUAUGUGGUUCAUGCAUCAGCAAAUCUUGAUUAUUAGUUAAAAAUAUGCCAGCUGAAGGAUUUGGUAAAAUCUCUCUUUAUUCAAUAGUGAUGCUUAUAAAACUUUAAAGGCAAUAGAUAUUUAAUUUUUAUAUCAGGCUUCUUAGAGAAGUCCUAAUGUAAAUACAUGAAAUACGAUAUACUGAGCUUUGAAUUUUAUAGUAUGUACAAAACAGUAUUCAUUGGUUCUUUAUAUUACAUUUUGCACCAGUCUAAUAGGUAUAUCACUGUUGCUAAUAAGAAAACCAGAAUGAAUUGAAGAAAGUUUUAAGGUUACAUAUUUUUUGUACUUUUUAUCCCAUUUUAUGGAUCAAAUGUCGAUUGAAUUUUAAUUAUUCAUCUCAACUCGCUACAUAAUCAUUUAUUCUUCAUUUGAACACAUAUAAGUUAAUGUGUUUCAUUAAGCCAUAUAUAAUUACAUAACAGUUUUAAUACUUCCUAAUAUGUAUUAAAUUUUGUAUAUUUCUAUAUCUUAUUUA
This is a messenger RNA of Megachile rotundata (alfalfa leafcutting bee), 1876 nucleotides long. It is a transcript of the gene Arfip, whose product is annotated as ADP ribosylation factor interacting protein arfaptin. Gene Ontology annotation, biological process: regulation of Arp2/3 complex-mediated actin nucleation; intracellular protein transport. The record is from RefSeq and is a predicted model, not a curated record. Gene Ontology annotation, molecular function: protein domain specific binding; phospholipid binding. Lineage: Eukaryota; Metazoa; Arthropoda; Insecta; Hymenoptera; Megachilidae. Gene Ontology annotation, cellular component: trans-Golgi network membrane.